This is a messenger RNA of Magallana angulata, 11112 nucleotides long. RefSeq lists its product as uncharacterized. Bases 1 to 10707 code for a protein of 3568 amino acids. The transcript has 69 exons. Lineage: Eukaryota; Metazoa; Mollusca; Bivalvia; Ostreida; Ostreidae. The record is from RefSeq and is a predicted model, not a curated record.
AUGGAAAAGAUUAUAUUACUGGGGUGCCUUGCAAUUGUGACAUUAGUAAAUGCUCACGACGAAUGUUCUGUCGCUGUAAACCAAACACUUGGGGAUCUUGCAAAGAGAAGUCCAACCUAUUUCCAGGACUCUGUUCCUCUCUGUGACUGGGAUCUUACGCAGGGUUGGUACGUUGCGUUCCAUUAUGAAAUCCCAACGACAGCACCUGAUCUAGGCCACUGUGGAACAACGUACCCUUAUUGGCUUGAUGAUACAUUACCCAAACCAAAUGAAACAAAAGAUGCUAAAGUUUGUCAAGUCAAUUUCGAGGGUCAGUGUUCACGGCAACACAAUAUCAAAAUAAGGAACUGUGGUACUUUUUUUGUUUAUGAACUAAAAUCUUUAAACAGUUGUCCAUCAGCCUAUUGUUUUGGUGUAACAGAUGUUCCUUCGAACCUUAUGGUAGAGUAUCAUGGGGUUACAUGGGAAACAGAAAAUACAGCAUUCACAAUCUACCACCCUGACGUUAAUCUUGUAUGCCGCUUUGAUCGAAUAGAAGAUACAAGCUUUUAUUAUGAUGUCACGUGGUACGUAGAUGACACAGAAGUUCUCACACAUCAGACGGUGUCGUCUAAUUCGUCAGACCUGGCUCUGUUAAAAGGAACACAAAUGUUUGCAAAGAGAAAAAAGGCAAAUUCUAUGAUUCAUUGCAUUGUUGGGGCGAAGAUAAGUGCAGCAGAUCUACCAUGCAAAACAGUUUCUAGCUCGCUGUUUUAUGCAGGAAUUAAGGUAUUGACACCAACGUUAUCAAUACCAAGGGGAGACAAAGCAGACGUACAGUUGCAGCUAACAAUUCCAUUUAUAGAUAGACAUGGCGUUUUUUCUUUUAAUGGCAAACACGAACAUACACAGUCCAAUCUUAUGAUUUAUAUGGGGAUUCAUAACACAUCAAAAAAUGCGGACUGUGAAGAGCCAAACCAAAGAUUGUGUAAAACCAUAGUGAAGCCCUAUAUGAAGCACGAAGCUGAAAAGUAUGCAAGUGACGAAUGGAAAAUGAUUCAUAAUAUAACAGUUUACAACACCGAUAAUGGCGAAUAUGACAUUGACAAACAUAUCAUCCUUCGUUUUGAGACAGGAGAAACACAAGGAACUGGGAGCAAAAUAUUUGAACAUCUGAUUCUACCCGACAUUCAGGUUUACAUUGAGGAGAAGGAAUCCUCUUGGAAAGGUGCUUAUUGUGAAUCUCAUACAGAUCCACAUAUGAAGACCUUUGACAACAAAGACUUCGAGUGCCAGUUAUAUGGAACGUUUAUUCUGUAUCGAAACGAAGUCUUUCAACAAGAGGUGCAAGAAAAACAUCACAAAUGUUACGAAAGGUAUCGAGAUCCUCGAUGCAGCUGUGCUGUGGCUGUUCGGUCAGGAAAAGAUGUGUUCGUAGUGGAUGUCUGCAACUCAGAACAAUUCAUAAUAAAUUUUCCAUCUUGUGAUGACAAAGUUUUAAAAGUGAUUAAGGCAAAUGACAAAUACUACAAGGUAACCAUGCCAACAGGAACUAAAGUAGAAAUUAAGCUCCUGGUUUGGCCAUGGUACAGUGGUAUAUGGCAAUUAAAUAUUGACAUAUUUCCAUCCCCAUCUGACGUUGGAAAUUCGGCGGGUUUGUGUGGAAUUUUAGACAAGGAUUAUAAAAACGAUUUUACAAGAUAUGAUGGGACGGUUGACAACCCGGAUCUUUAUAAUUGGAGAAACCAUCCUGACGAUUUUUCAAUAUCAUGGAGAGUUAAUGACACUGAACGGGAUCUGUUUGAUCAAAAUGUAUAUGAAAGUCUCAAUUCAAUAUCGGAGGUAAUGGAUCGCGUCUGCACAUGCACAAAAGAAACUGGUACUAUUAAAUGUAAUUAUGGAACAUAUAAAGACUGUAAAUAUACCAUUGGCAAACAGUAUCAUUGCAUUAUAAAUCCAGAAGGGCAAUUACGAAGGAAAAGGGAUUUACGCCACCUAGAAUCAAUGUCUAAAUCUGUUCAACCCAAUUUCAAAUCAUCUUUCGCAAUAUCAAGAUUAAAACGAGAAACUGUGUCGGAUUUUAAAACUUAUGAAGAAGCUGAAAUGGUUUGCAGCAGUGCCUUUGAAGUCUCAAACCCCUACCAGACUUGCCUUAAAUACAUAACUGACCUACGUAACACGUCAUUGACGAAUUGCAUUUUGGAUAUUAUGAUGACAGGGGAUACCAACUUUACUCAGAUCCACAUUGAGGCUGCUUUGGAGCAGUGUUCUGUUUUCGUUAUUUUAAACACAACUUUUCAAGAGACGGAACCUGAAGUUACUUAUGCCAUUAAAUCCUUCUGUCAGAACAAUUGUAGCGAACAUGGAAUAUGUAAUGCCGGUAACUGUACGUGCAAUGAAGGAUAUGCUGGCAGCGAUUGCUCGUUUGAUCUCCUUGGACCACCAACCAUCUCUCACAUAUCAGACUUCGGUUUUUGCGAUAAAUCAAAGGAAGCUUGUGACGAGAUAACCAUGUUUGGGAAAUAUUUCAUCGAAAAUAUGAACACAAACUGCUUCAUGACACGAAACACAUUGCGAGAAAAUGGAACCUUUCUGUCGAUUGUUGAUUAUGUGGUUAGCCUAGAAGAGAGAACAUUGUUUGAAGGAUUUUGUUCUCUGGAGUACGAACAAGACAAUCACUGGGUUACAGAAUAUAGCUUCAAUAUCUCAAAUGACGGCAGCAGAUUUACAGAUAAUUUUCAAGUUUAUACAUACCAAUCUUUAUGUCAGGAAUAUCGAAACGACACGGGAAACAUCACUUUUGUUUUUAAGGAUGGAUACUGCUUUAUAAACAACUUAUGUGUGGCUGACGGAUCAACAAAUACAAACAACAACUGUGAUAUAUGCAACACAACCCAGUCAAAAUAUGAAUGGUCUUUUAACAAAGGCCACUGUUUGAUAUCCGGGAUUUGCUACAAAUCUGAUGACAUCGAAGGCACAAAUCCCUGCAGUAUAUGUGAUCCCUCUGUAGAUACUACAGCAUGGUCACCGAACACAAAUUUAUGCUUCAUUGAUGGCAUAUGUUACAUGGAUGGUCAAACACAAACAGACAAAGAUUGUCAUGUCUGUCAAUCAAAUUCAUCAAGAACCAACUGGACAUUGAAAAAAGAUUUUUGCUCCAUUAAUGGUACAUGCUAUAGUGAUGGUCAAACACAAGUAGAAAAAGACUGUCUUUUCUGCCAUCCAAAUACAACAAGAACCAACUGGACUUUGAAAAAUGAUAAUUGCCUUAUAAAUGAUUUGUGCUUAACGAAUGGAAAAUUCAAUAAAUCCAACCCAUGUCAACUUUGCAAUACGUCACAAAGCAAAGACUCUUGGGUGGAAAACCUAGCUUUCUGCUCCAUUAAUGGUAUGUGCUACAAUGAGAGUCAAACACAAGAAGGAAAAGAUUGUCUUGUCUGCCAGACAAAUUCAACAAGAAGCAACUGGACAUUGAAAAAUGAUCACUGCCUCAUAAAUGAGUUGUGCUUUCCAAAUAGCCAAUUUAAUGAAUCAAAUCCGUGUCAACUUUGCAAUACGUCACAAAGCAAAGACUCCUGGACGGAAAACCCUGUUUUCUGCUCCAUUAAUGGUAUGUGCUACAAUGAGAGUCAAACACAAGUAGGAAAAGAUUGUCUUGUCUGCCAGCCAAAUUCAACAAGAAGCAAUUGGACAUUGAAAAACGAAUUUUGCUUCAUCAACGGUACAUGCUAUAGUGACGGUCAAGCACAAGUAGGAAAACACUGUCUUGUCUGCCAACCAAAUUCAAUGAGAGCUAACUGGACCUUAAAGAAUGAUCACUGCCUGGUACAAGAAUUGUGCUUUAUGAAUAGCCAAUCUAAUGAAUCCAAUCCAUGUCAACUUUGCAACACAUCACAAAGCAAAGAAUCGUGGACAGAAAACCCUGACUUCUGUUCCAUUAAUAGUAAAUGCUAUAGUGACGGUCAAACACAGUUAGGAAAAGACUGUCUUGUCUGCCAACCCAACUCGUCGAGAACAAACUGGACACUGAAGAAUGAUCACUGCUUGAUACAUGACUUGUGCUUUAAGUAUGGCCAAUCUAAUGAAUCCAAUCCGUGUCAACUAUGCAAUACAUCACAAAGCAAGGACUCCUGGACAGAAAACCCUGCUUUCUGCUCCAUUAAUGGUAUGUGCUACAAUGAGAGUCAAACACAGGUAGGAAAAGAUUGUCUUGUCUGCCAGCCAAAUUCAACGAGAAGCAACUGGACAUUGAAAAAUGAUCACUGCUUCAUUAAAGAGUUGUGCUUUCUGGAUGGCUAUUCUAAUGAUUCCAAUCCUUGUCAACUUUGCAAUACAUCACAAAGCAAACACUCUUGGGUGGAAAACCCUGACUUUUGCUCCAUGAAUGGUACAUGCUAUAAUAAGGGUCAAACACAGUUAGGAAAAGACUGUCUUUUCUGCCAACCAAAUUCGACGAGAACCAACUGGACACUUAAAAAAGAUCACUGUCUGAUAAAAGAGUUGUGUUUUAUGGAUAACCAGUCUAAUGAAUCCAAUCCGUGUCAACUUUGUAAUACGUCACAAAACCAGGACUCUUGGACGGAAAACCCUCAUUUUUGCUCUAUUAACGGCACAUGCUAUAGUGACGGUCAAACAAACGAAGGAACAGACUGUCUUUUUUGCCAACCAAAUUCAACGAGAACAAAAUGGAUAUUGAAAAAUGAUCAUUGCCUGAUUAAUGAGUUAUGUUUUAUGAAUGGCCAAUCUAAUGACUCCAAUCCGUGUCAACAUUGCAAUACCUCGCAAAGCAAGGACUCUUGGACUGAACACCCUGAUUUUUGCAUCAUAAACGAUACCUGUUAUAGUAACGGACAAAGACAAUUCGGAAAAGACUGUCUUGUCUGCCAACCAAAUUCAACAAGAAACACUUGGACAUUGAAAAAUGAUCAUUGCCUGAUACACGAUAUCUGCUUGAUGAAUGGCCGAUCUAAUGAAUCCAAUCCGUGUCAAUAUUGCAAUGCGUCACAAAGCAAGGACUCUUGGACGGAAAACCCUGAUUUCUGCUCCAUAAAUGGCGCAUGCUACAGUGACGGCCAAACAGAAGUAGGAAAAGACUGUAUUGUCUGCCUACCAAAUUUUACAAGAAGCAACUGGACAGUGAAAAAAGAUCGGUGCCUGAUAAAUGAGUUGUGCUUUAUGGAUAACCAAUUGAAUGAAUCCAAUCCGUGUCAAUAUUGCAAUACGUCACAAAGCAAAUACUCUUGGACGGAAAACCCGGAUUUCUGCUUUAUAAAUGCUACAUGCUAUAGUGACGGUCAAACAAAACUGGGAAAAGACUGUCUUUUCUGCCUACCAAAUUCAACGAGAACAAACUGGACAUUGAAAACUGAUCACUGCCUGAUUAACGAGUUGUGCUUUAAGAAUGGCCAAUCUAAUGAAUCCAAUCCGUGUCAACAUUGCAAUGCGUCACAAAGCAAAGACUCUUGGACGGAAAACCCUGAUUUCUGUUCUAUUAGCGGCACAUGCUAUAGCGACGGUCAAACAAACGAAGAAACAGACUGUCUUUUCUGCCAACCAAAUUCAACGAGAACAAAAUGGACAUUGACAAAUGAUCACUGCCUGAUUCAUGAGUUAUGCUUUAUGAAUGGCCAAUCUAAUGACUCCAAUCCGUGUCAACUCUGCAAUACCUCGCAAAGCAAGGUUUCGUGGACAGAAAACCCUGAUUCUUGCAUCAUUAACGGUACAUGUUAUAGUAACGGACAAAGACAAUUCGGAAAAGACUGUCUUGUCUGCCAACCAAAUUCAACAAGAAACACUUGGACAUUGAAAACUGAUCACUGCCUGAUUAACGAGUUGUGCUUUAAGAAUGGCCAAUCUAAUGAAUCCAAUCCGUGUCAACAUUGCAAUGCGUCACAAAGCAAGGACUCUUGGACAGAAAACCCUGACUUCUGCUCCAUCAAUAGUACAUGCUAUAGUGCCGGUCAAACACAAGAAGGAAAAGAAUGUCUUGUCUGCCAACUAAAUUCGUCGAGAAUGAAGUGGUCACUUAAGAAUGAUUACUGCCUGAUAAACGAGUUGUGCUUUAGAAAUGGCCAAUUUAAUGAAUCCAAUCGGUGUCAACUUUGCAAUGCAUCACAAAGCAAGGACUUUUGGACGGAAAACCCUGAUUUCUGCCUUAUUAAUGGUACAUGCUUUGGUGACGGUCAAACGCAGGUAGAGCAAACCUGUCUUGUCUGCCAACCAAAUUCAACAAGAACCACCUGGACAUUAAAAAAUGAUCACUGCCUGAUUAAUGAGUUGUGCUUUAUGAACGGCCAAUCUAAUGAAUCCAAUCCUUGUCAGCUUUGCAAUACAUCACAAAGCAAAGAUUCUUGGACGGAAAACCCGGAUUAUUGCAUCAUUAACGGUACAUGUUAUAGUAACGCACAAACACAAUUAGGAAAGAACUGUCUAGUAUGCCAACCUAAUUCAACAAGUAACACUUGGACAUUGAGGAAUGAUCACUGUCUGAUAAACAAGUUCUGCUUUAUGAAUGGCCAAUCUAAUGAAUCCAAUCCAUGUCAACUUUGCAAUGCUUCACAAAGCAAGGACUCUUGGACAGCAAACCCUGAUCACUGCCUGAUUAAUGAGUUGUGCUUUAUGGAUAACCAAUCAAAUGAAUCAAAUCCGUGUCAACUUUGCAAUGCGUCACAAAGCAAGGACUCUUGGACAGAAAACCCUGAUUGUUCAAACAUGAUAUCAAACGAACCCUCCACUGCUUCAAGCUCAGAACCUACCACUACAACACCAGAACCUACCACAACAACACCAGAACCUACCACCACAACUCAUGAACCUACCACAACAACACCAGAACCUACCACCACGACACCAGUACCUACCACUACAACACCAGAACCUACCACAACAACACAAGACCCUACCUCCAAAACACCAGAACCUACCACUACAACACCAGAACCUACCAUUACAACAUUAGAACCUACCACAACAACACCAGAACCUACAACUACAACACUAGAACCUACCACAACAACUCAAACACCUACCACUACAACUCAAACUCCUACCACCACAACACCAGAACCUACCACCACAACACCAGAAGCUACCACUACAACACCAGAACCUAUCACUACAACAGUAGAACCUACCACCACAACACCAGAACAUACCACUACAACAUCAGAACCUACCACAACAACACCAGAACCUACCACUACAACACCAGAACCUACCACAACAACAUUAGAACCUACCACCAUAACUCAAGAACCUACCACAACAACACCAGAACCUACCACCACGAAUCCAGUACCUACAACAACAAAACUAGAACCUACCACUACAACACCAGAACCUACCACAACAACACCAGAACCUACCACCACAACUCAUGAACCUACUACCACUACAACACCACAACCUACCACAACAACACCAGAACCUACCACCACAACUCAAGAACCUACCACAACACCACCAGAACCUACCACCACGACACAAUUACCUACCACAACAACACCAGAACCUACCACAACAACACCAGAACCUACCACAACAACACCAGAACCUAAAACUACAACUCAAACACCUACCACUACAACUCAAACUCCUACCACCACAACACCAGAACCUACCACAACAACACCAGAACAUACCACUACAACACCAUUACCUUCCACAACAACACCAGAACCUACCACUACAACACCAGAACCUACCACAACAACACCAGAACCUACCACCACAACACCAGAACCUACAACCACAACACCAGAACCUACCACCACGACACCAGAAUCAACCACUACAACAGUAGAACCUACCACCACAACACCAGAACCUACCACAAUGACACCAGAACCUAACACUUCAACUCAAGAACCUACCACUAUAUCACCAGAACAUACAACCACAACUCAAGAACCUUCCACAUCAACACCUGAACUGAUCAUUAUAACAUCAGAUCCCUUGACCACAGAACAGCCUAAUUGUAUGAAAAGUCCAGAUAACGUGUUAGUAGAGUAUCAUAGUGUAUCAUGGGUCAGUACCACUGAAACAAAUACCACGACAAAACGGACCGUGCACCAACCAUACAUUAACUUCAAAUGUAUGUUUGUGUUGCGUCAAGACGCAUCAGUAUUCUACAAGAUUGAGUGGUAUGUCAAUAAUGCCACUUUGAUCAAAACAUUUACAGUGUCAGAGGCUGAUAUUGGUCAGGCUUCUUUGUCCUCUAAUGAUCUACCACCACUUGACAAGACGGCAGGACUUCAGAUACAAUGCACAGUUAGUGUGUCAAAAGAUCUUGCGCCUGUAAAUUGCGAACGUAAAACUAGCCCCGUCAUCUUUGCUGGGAUAAAGGUAAACCAAUCAUAUCAUGAUCUUUUGCGGAAAGGUAAAACGUCUAUUAUGCUGUACAUGACUAUUCCUUACGUUAUAAAAACCGUAGUUGUGAAUGGGCAAGUUCAACCACUGCCUGCCUUGGCAAUAUAUCCUCUUCUUCCUAAAUCAACAUCCAGCUGCAGAGGUUCUAUUGGCGUCGAUAAGUGUGUUAUUGAAUUCAAGGCAUUUUCUUUCAAUGAGAGACAAAAAUAUGAUUCUCAUGACUGGCGACAGAAUCAAACGCUUGUUCUGAAUCAUGUGGACACAAAUGGAUAUGAAAUUGAUCAAUCCAUGACGAUACAAUUAAAGACUAGGUCAGAUGGUAAUACAUUUUGGAACAAUUUUAAUCAAAACAUAUCGAUGACAAUCACAGAUUAUAAAGAAUAUUGGAAAGGGACGUCGUGUGGCUCGAAAACUGAUCCCCACAUGUAUACGUUUGAUGGCGUAUCAUAUGAAAAUCACAUAGAGGGAGAAUUUAUCUUAUAUCGGAAUAUGUUAUAUAAUCAGGAGGUACAGACUAGACACAAGCAGUGUCACCCUGAUUACAAUUUUCCUCACUGCACAUGCGCAGUAUCUGUUCAAUCAGGCCAAGACGUUUUUCUUGUUGAUCUCUGCGGGGACAUACAAUUCGUUGAUUUUCUCAGCUGUAAUGAAAGCGUCAUUCAAGUCUACAAAAUAAGUGACAAACACUACAAGAUUUCUUUACCUACUGGAACCUACGUGAUGGUGUCCCUUGUUGAGUGGCCUGUCCAAGGAUCCUGGCAGAUAGACAUUGAUAUCUAUCCGUCCUUGUCUGAUGUUAAUAACACAGAAGGUCUCUGUGGAACUUUAGACGGAGACCGCGAUAACGACUUUAGAAGACGGAACGGGGACACAGACACUGUGAGCCUGGUAUAUCCGGAUGACUUCUCAAAUUCAUGGAAGGUGUUAGGUGAUGAAAAUUUGUUGAAAGAACCACUCUCUACGAGACAACCAAUUUCGUCAACCCUUGAUAAGAUCUGCAUGUGUACUUUAAAUGGUGAUCAAUGUUUAUACAAUACUAUGAUGCAUUGUUCAACAACUGUUGAAAAACAAUUCCUAUGCACCGCUCUAACAAUUCAAACUUCAGUGUCUCGUAAAAAGAGAGAUUUAUCAGGGAAAUGGAUACCUCCCAGCCUUUCAGUGCCAACACCUUUAACAAGAAACAGACGAGAUGUACAAUUCAACACUUCAACUUCACGAGAAAAUGCAGAGUCAGUUUGCACCUCAGCGUUUGAAAGUUCUGAUCCAUAUAAAACAUGUCAGGAAUAUGUCAGUGACUUGAGCAAUUCAUCACUUUCAAACUGCAUAAACGAUGUCAUUAUGACAGGCGAUCAUAACAUCACAGCAAUCCAUGUUGAAGCGGCUCUACAGCAAUGUGUUACUUUUGUUGGCCUGAACACAACACUACGAAAUGCUAAUCCAGUCGUUACUACUAGCAUACAAAGUCUUUGUCCUAGUAAUUGUAGCGGACAUGGCGAUUGCAACAAGGGUAACUGUUCGUGUGAAGUUGGAUUUGGUGGAAGUGAUUGUUCCUUUGACAUUCUGUCACCACCAGUUAUCUGGGAAUCUACACCAAGUGGUAUUUGUGACAAAUCUCUGCAUCAAUGUUCCAGGGUAUACCUCAAAGGGCGCUACUUCCUAGAAAAUGUUGAUAAAAAUUGUUUCUUUAACAAACAAUCAAUUCGCCAUGAUGGAUAUAUUCUUGCUUUCACCCAACUAGAGAGCUCCGUAGAGGAGGAAAAUCUGUUUAGGGGAUCAUGUUCCAUACCAAGCGAUGACGUCACUUCCUGGGUUACCAAGUACAUGUUUAAUGUGUCCUAUGACCGUAAACAAUUUACUCAGUCGUACUCGUUUUAUGCGUAUCAAUCUGAAUGCCAAAAACACUCAGUGGAAAACGGACAAGACCAUUUUACAUUGAAGAAAGAAUACUGUUUUAUUAAUAACACAUGCGUUCAACUGGCCGCUGUUAAUCCUGAAAAUCGGUGUCAAGAGUGCAACCCAGGCAAAAACAACUACCGAUGGUCUGGAAUACAAGAUUGUGAGUCCACAACAACACUAAAACCAUCAGCUUUAUCCACCUCCACUGUAGUUUACAUAGUCACUGCAUCGGUCCUGGUUUUUCUUUUUGUGGUUGCAAUUGUAGUAGUAAUCGGAGUAUGGAAAUAUCGUAGGUCCAGGCAGUACGCUGAGAGCAGUGAAGAUGAGAACACAGACUACAGGAGGGAUGUCGUCAGUAAAUCCUGGAUGCGCUUCUUUGAUGACGGAAAGUUCCCAUAUAUUCCUAGGGGCAGUCGAUAUUCUGCUGAGACUUAUUCCAGUUCAAAAACUGAACGAUUUUAUUAAAAUCCAGUACCAAUGAUAACUUCAGAAUGUAUUCAAAAAGUAAUAUUCUGAUUGUGUUUAUACGACUCCUAAUCAUAAAGCACGUGCUAUCAUGUUUACAUUUAUUUUUUCGUAAGUUGUGAUGAAAUUUUGAACAGAUUAAUUUUGAAAAGUAAUUAACAUUGAUAUAAAAGCGAUAUUAUUGUAUAGCAAAAUUCAUUCAUCUCAAAUAUAAUUUUAUUAACAACGAGAAUUGUAACACAACAUUAUAUUAAAUCCCUUUUGACAAUCCAACUAACUAAAACUAACGCUUUCACGUCUCAUUUUAACUCUUUAUAUCACUGUAGAUUGUAUUGUUCAGUACACUUUACCAUUAUGAAUUACAAGUAGAUACAUGUAACUAUAAUAAAUCAUAUUUACAUCGUU